AUGGUCGACACCUCCGGUAAGGCAAACGCGCUGGAGGAGACCAAUACCACGUCGUAUUCUAAUUGUCAGUACGACUGGAUGCUUGAUCUCCUUAGAUUCCUAGUGCAGGUCGUAUUCGUGGAGCCGAUGCUGGAGUCGUAUGGCGAGGAGCUGGACAUUGCCCGCGCCUUUAGUAGCCAGAAGCUGAUGGCGAAGGAGAAACAUGCGACUGGGAUCGCGCAUAGGGACGAGCAUGGCCAGCCUGAACGGGUUCGGCAGCUUGUGCGGGAUGCGUCUCAAGACAGUCUGCAUGGUGCGGUGCUCUCCGUUCCUAAGGUGGUGAUUGUGGCUAGACGUCCGGGAGGGACUGGAUAUGAGAACGGGAUCUAG
Messenger RNA from Aspergillus alliaceus, 369 nucleotides. RefSeq lists its product as uncharacterized. The transcript has a single exon. The coding region runs from base 1 to 369 and encodes 122 amino acids. NCBI's taxonomy places the organism in Eukaryota, Fungi, Ascomycota, Eurotiomycetes, Eurotiales, Aspergillaceae. The record is from RefSeq and is a predicted model, not a curated record.